This is a messenger RNA of Coffea eugenioides, 1500 nucleotides long. Its product is annotated as patatin-like protein 1. Gene Ontology annotation, biological process: lipid metabolic process. Lineage: Eukaryota; Viridiplantae; Streptophyta; Magnoliopsida; Gentianales; Rubiaceae. The transcript has 7 exons. The record is from RefSeq and is a predicted model, not a curated record. Gene Ontology annotation, molecular function: glycerophospholipase activity; monoacylglycerol lipase activity. Bases 1 to 1236 code for a protein of 411 amino acids.
AUGGAGAAUACAGGCCGUACUCGCAGUCAUGUGAAUGUUCGACCUCCAAAUUGUGGGAAUCUCAUAACAAUUCUUAGUAUUGAUGGGGGAGGAAUAAGAGGAAUCAUUCCUGGAGUAAUCCUAGCAUACUUAGAAUCGCAGCUUCAGGAGCUGGAUGGUGAGGAAGCAAGGAUUGCAGAUUACUUUGAUGUGAUAGCAGGAACAAGCACCGGUGGUCUGAUAACGGCCAUGCUUGCUGCCCCCAAUGAAAAUCACCGACCAUUAUAUGCUGCCAAAGAUAUAGUUCCUUUCUACCUGGAAAACUCCCCCAAAAUCUUCCCACAGAUUGGAGGACCAUUUGGAGGGGUGGUAAAUGCAUUCAAAACAUUGAUAGGACCAGGCUACGAUGGUAAAUAUGUUCAACAACUUAUAAAGAGUAACCUAGGGAGCACGAGGUUGCACCAAACCUUGACUUCGAUUGUUGUUCCAACUUUUGAUAUCAAGAUUCUUCAGCCGGUCAUCUUCAGCUCAUAUCAGGUGACGGACAACCCUGUCGUGGAUGCAUUACUAUCAGAUAUAUGCAUUGGCACCUCGGCAGCACCAACUUUUCUUCCUGCUUACUACUUCAAGAACUCAGAUGCGCAAGGGAAUGAACGAGAAUUCAACCUUAUUGAUGGUGGAAUUGCUGCUAACAACCCGACAUUGGUUGCCGUCAGUGAAGUAACCAAGCAAGUGAUGAAGAAGAACCCUGAUUUCUUUCCAAUAAAGCCUAUGGACUAUGGACGGUUCCUUGUUAUCUCGCUAGGGACAGGCUCUGACAAAAAUGAGCACACGUACAACGCUAAAAUGGCUUCCAAGUGGGGGGUUUUUGGGUGGCUGUACUACAAGGGUUCCACUCCAUUAAUCAAGGCUGUUAAUCAAGCAAGUGCUGAUAUGGUUGAUUUCCACAACUCCGUGGUUUUCCAAGCCCUUCAUUCCGACGAUAAUUACCUCCGAAUCCAAGAUGAUACUUUGACUGGGGCUUUAUCCUCCGUUGCCACAGCAACGAAGCAGAACUUAGAUAAUCUUGUCAAGGUUGGUGAAGAGGUGUUGAAGAAACCAGUUUUAAGGGUUAAUUUGACUUCUGGUGACUAUGAACCAGUUGAGACCGGUGGAACCAACAUGGAUGCAUUAACAAGGUUUGCUAAAUUACUAUCGGAUGAAAGAAAGCUCCGAGAUGCAAACUUUGGCAGGAUGAGCGGUUCGACAUCGUAUUAAUUCAUGUUUAUUGUUUCUCAUAUUUUGUCCGUCGAGCUGAGCCGCGUGCCGAUGGGUCAGUCAAUUCAGUCUUACUACGUGUUUCCUGAGCUACCGGUCUGUUUUCUCUUUUCACGACUGUCUGUCCAUACCAGAAAGUCUGCAAAUCAACCAAGUCAUUUCUUUCGAAACCUUCCAAGCAAUGCGUAAAUUAUAAAUUCGUUACGACUUUCUUUGUCUUGGUACUAUGCUAAUGAACUCCGCGCACAGGUAAUUCGGGUAGGU